CCUCUCUCAUCUUUGCAUCGAAUUGACCAAUAGCAUCGCAAUGUCUCUUCCUAAGGCCGAAGAUCUCACCGCCACCUGGGUGUACGUGGAGCCCGGCUUGGGCCACAUCUUGGGCUCAGAAAACGACCAGGGCGUCACUUCCCAAAUGUACAUGAAUAUCUACACGGCCAUAUACAACUACUGUGUCAACAAGUCGCGCUCAUCCUCGUCAACCUCCGUCAACGGCAACAAGUUCUUGGGCGGAGCGGAGAUCUACCAGCGCCUCAAAGAGUAUCUCUGCGGCUACGUGCUGGGGCUCAAGCGCCGCGACGACGAGACGUUCCUUGAGUUUUACGUGCGCCGCUGGGUCCGUUUCAGUAUAGGUGCCGGCUACCUCAACAACAUCUUCGACUACAUGAACCGCUACUGGGUUAACAAGGAGCGCACGGACGGCCGCCGCGACGUGUACGACGUCAACACGCUCUGCACGCUCACGUGGCGUGACUACAUGUUCACACCGCAUGUGGACACCUUGGUGUCGGAGUUGUUGGCGCAGAUCGAUGCGCAGCGCAACAACGAGAUCGUCAAUGCGUACAACUUGAGCAUCGCCAUCAAGUCGUUCGUCACGUUGGGCAUCGACACGCAGGACUUGAAGAAACCCAACUUGUCCAUCUACGUAGUCAACUUCGAGCAACCGUUCGUGGCGGAGACCGCCAAGUUCUACGCGGACGAGUCCGCGCGCUACUUGGCCGCGCACUCCGUGGUCGACUACCUCACCAAGUGCGAGACGCGCUUGAACGAAGAGGCCACGCGCGCCAAUACAUACCUUCAUGAGCACACUAAGAAACCGUUGACCGAGGCGUUGAACAAGACCUUGGUCGAGGCCCAUACUGCCGCCAUGUACAGCGAAUUCGCGCGCUUGCUCGAGCAGACCGAAACCGAGCACAUCUUCAAGAUGUACAAAUUGUUGAACCGCAUCCCCGCCACGUUGGACCCGUUGGCUGUGACGUACCAGGUGUACGUGCAGCUGGAGGGGUUGAAGGCGCUCGAGGCGUUAAAGGCGGCGGACGACGAGGCCAAGGGUGUCAACCCGAAGAACUACGUCAAGACUUUGAUCACGGUGUAUGACCGCUUUGUCCGAAUUCUUGACUCGGCCUUUAACAACGACGCCAAAUUUGACAAGGCCUUGGACGACGCGUGCCACGCCUACAUCAACAGCAACCCCAUCGCUCUUCCCAAGCCCAAGGGCACGUCGCGCACGCCAGAGCUCUUGGCAAAGUACUGUGACAUGUUCCUCAAGAAGAGCAGCAAGGAGUCUGAGACCGCGGAUAUGUCUGUGGACGACAUCAUGGUGAUUUUCAAGUUUAUCAACGAUAAGGACGCGUUCGAGACGCAUUACCGUCGCUUGCUCGCCAAGCGCUUGAUUCACAACACCUCCAGCUCUAACGACCACGAGGAGCUCAUUAUCCAGAAGUUACAGGACGAAAACUCGACCGAGUACACCUCCAAGAUGUCCAAAAUGUUCCAGGAUGUGCAGCAAUCGACCGAGUUGAAACUCAGCUUCCGCGAGGCAGUCGAAAAGGAUCCGGCGGUGCAGCGCGCCGUGGUGCCCGACUUUACGCCGUACGUCUUGGCAGAAACCAUGUGGCCGUUCACACACACCAAGUACGAGACGUUCAAGUUGCCAGCCGCGUUGCAGCCGACGUACGAUAAGUUGCAAGAGAUGUACCAGGCCAAGCACCAGGGUCGCCAGUUGAAGUGGCUCUGGAACCUCUGCCGUGUGGAGUUGAAGGCCAACUUGAGCAAGCCGGGAAAGCCGCCGUUCAUUUUUAGCAUGCACUUGUUGCAGAUGGCCGUGCUCUUUCCGUUCAACGAGCGUGAGACCUACACGUUUGCCGAGUUACAGGCCGCCACCGGGCUCGACUUGGACCACUUGGAGGGCUACCUCGCGGCGUUUGUCAAGCACCGGUUGUUAGCGCAGAGCCCUGCCGCCACCAUGGGUCCGGAGACCGCCUUCACGGUUGUCAAGGAGUACAAGUCUAAAAAGUUGAAGGUGAACUUUGCCACCACCCUCAAGACCGAGGCCAAGCAGGAGAGUGACGACGCCCAAAAGGAGAUUGACGAGGACCGCAAGAUAUUCUUGCAGGCGUGCAUUGUCAGAAUUAUGAAGGCCCGUAAGACCAGCAAGCACGGCGCCUUGAUCAACGAGGUUAUUCACCAGUCGCAUGCGCGCUUCCAUGCCGCCAUCAGCGACAUCAAGAAGUGCAUCGACGUGUUGAUCGAGAAGCAGUACUUGAGACGUGUCGCGGCCGAUGAGUACGAGUACAUGGCGUAGAACACACUGUAUAAUAUAUUUUACCAAUGAGUCUCUGUAGCACGGAUGGGGAGGUGUGUAUGUUAAUCCUAAGCCACCACGUGCUACGUUUUGGAAUCUAAUACGAUGUGGAUUGCAUACAUAUUUACAAUUCAAUAUAGGUAUAUAUCCC
Molecule: messenger RNA, 2465 nt
Organism: Babjeviella inositovora NRRL Y-12698
Lineage: Eukaryota; Fungi; Ascomycota; Pichiomycetes; Serinales
Gene: CDC53
Product: cullin
Exons: 1
Coding region: 41-2314 (757 amino acids)
Biological process (GO): protein ubiquitination; SCF-dependent proteasomal ubiquitin-dependent protein catabolic process
Cellular component (GO): SCF ubiquitin ligase complex
Molecular function (GO): ubiquitin protein ligase binding
Source: RefSeq, a predicted model, not a curated record